Molecule: messenger RNA, 3778 nt
Organism: Xyrauchen texanus (razorback sucker)
Lineage: Eukaryota; Metazoa; Chordata; Actinopteri; Cypriniformes; Catostomidae
Product: inter-alpha-trypsin inhibitor heavy chain H3-like
Exons: 22
Coding region: 69-2732 (887 amino acids)
Source: RefSeq, a predicted model, not a curated record
GCCAAUAGCACUGUGUGGAAAAGAGUAUAAAGGCAGUAUGUGUUUUGAAGUUUCUUCCUGAGCAGUUCAUGAUGGAUCGAACUGCAAUCAGACUGAUUUUCUUGGGCGUCUUUGUCAUCAUUGCCACUUCAGCUUCUGUUAAGAAGAAACAAAACGUGGAUAUUUACAGCUUCCACAUUAACACUACUGUGACCAGCCGCUAUGCCACCACAGUCAUCACAAGCCGUGUGGUGAACACACUGAACGAAUCACAAGAGGUCCAUUUUGAGGUCAAGAUACCCAAGAAUGCCUUUAUCAGCAAAUUCAGAAUGACCAUAGAGGGCAAGACAUAUGACGGGGUUGUUAAGGAAAAAGAUGCAGCUAAGCAGCAGUACACUCAAGCAGUAUCACGAGGACAAAGUGCUGGACUGAUCAAAUCUGUUGGAAGGACUUUAGAAGACUUUAAAACAUCAGUUACAGUGGCUGCUCUCAGUAAAGUGACCUUUGAGUUGACCUAUGAGGAACUGCUAAAGCGUCGUCUUGGCAAAUACGAGCUACUCGUUAAUGCCCACCCGAUGCAGCCAGUGGCAGACUUCAAGAUUGAUGUACACAUCCAUGAGAAACCAGGAAUUUCUUUCUUUGAGGUGAAAGGAGAUCUGAGUACCAAUGACCUGGCCAAUGCCAUCAAAACAACCAGAGCAGAUGAAGAUGUAUGGGUGUCCUUCUACCCCACUCGAGAUCAGCAGACAAAAUGUUGUGGUGAAAAUGGGCUGAAUGGAGACCUGCUCAUAACAUACGAUGUUGAAAGACGAAAUCCACAAGGGGAAAUAAUGGUAUCGAAUGGCUAUUUCGUCCACUACUUUGCACCCACUGACAUUCCACGUAUUCCCAAAAAUGUGGUGUUUAUCAUUGACCAGAGUGGCUCUAUGCAUGGCAGAAAAAUAAUACAGACUCGUUUGGCUCUGUUGAAGAUUUUGAGUGAUCUUGAUGAGGAUGAUCACUUUGGACUGAUCACCUUUGACAGUCAAGUUGAAAUUUGGAAACAUGAACUCCUCAAAGCUACCAAGGCAAACCUGGAGGAUGCCAAAUCUUUCGUACAGAAUAUCAGAGAUAGGGGAUCCACAGACAUAAACGCUGCAGUGCUUAAAGGAGUGAACAUGAUAAAGCAACACCCACGAGAAGGAACUGCUUCCAUCCUGAUACUGCUUACAGAUGGAGACCCCACUACAGGUGAAACCAAUACAGAGAGGAUAAUGUCUAAUGUGAGGAAAGCCAUUGUGUCAAAGUUUCCUCUCUAUUGCCUUGGUUUUGGGUACGAUGUCAACUUUGAAUUCCUGACACAAAUGUCAUUGGAAAAUAAUGGGAUUGCUCGCAGAAUUUAUGAGGAUUCUGAUGCUGAUCUACAGCUGCAGGGCUUCUAUGAUGAAGUUGCCAUUCCUCUCCUCAGUGAUAUUCAACUUAAUUACACUGGCGUGACAAAUCUUACUGAGACCAAUUUUAACAUGUACUUCAACGGAUCUGAAAUUGUAGUCUCAGGUCAAAUCAUGGACAACAGUGUGGAGAGUUUCACUGCUCAGGUCAUCGCAAUAUCGAAAUACAAUAAGGUGACAUAUCAAGACACUGUAAAUACAAAAGACCUCAGUGAUGUUCCACCUGAGAAUAAAGAUUUCAUGCAGAGAUUGUGGGCCUACCUUACAGUGAAGCAACUUCUGGAGAGACAGGUGCUUCUUAAAGGACAAGAGAAAGAGGAUGAAAAGAAAGAAGCUCUCAAAUUAUCCCUGAAAUAUCAGUUUGUGACCAGUCUCACCUCUUUAGUAGUUACUAAGCCACAGGAAGACGAAGUGGAAGUUGCUGACAAACCCAAAGAGGGAGGGGAGCCACCCAGACAACCAGUAGCUAUGCCACACAAUGCAAGGCUCAGUGUUGCUUGGCCUCAUGGUUCAAUUGUUCCUCAGAUGGGCUAUUCAGCAACAACAAAUCGUUUUCUACUGGCUGGUUAUGCACAUCAAGGGACUAUUAGUGACAGUGUUAUUGCCUCAUCACCGAUCUCUCGUUACGGUAUGCGUGGAAAAGCUGCAACAUUGAAGAGUCUUGAAUCAGGUUCCAAGGAUUCAGUUUCAAGAGAUACUAGUAAUCGGUUCUUGUUGCCUGCUGUUGGUCAGCCUAAGCCACUUUGUUAUGAUGUUCCUCUUCCUCACAAAAUCAAACUGCUAGAGGAUUCUAAUUUAGAGUUCUCUAUGAAUGGAGAGUCCAAGACGUCUACACGUGGAUUUGGUCAAAUUGCCUUUCAUUACAAAAAGGGCCAACACCUGAUAAUAAACACAACAUCCAUUAGAUACAAUGAUGACCAGAACAAUGUGGAGUUUUUGUGGGGCCAGGAACCAACCCAACACAAUAUAGCGGGUGUGCAUCUGAUCCUGGGAAACAAUGAAAUAGAUGUUACUAUGGGAAAUAUUCGUGUUGUUAUUCUUCUUCAUAAGAAAGAUGGGAAUGUGUUUCUCUGGCCAGACAUUCGGCAACAACCAAAAGAUGUUGGUUUGUCUGGCAUUUUAGGAAAAGGCAAUAUUUCAUAUGAGGAGAUUCAAGGACCACCCUUACCAAUUUUCAAGAUAAUGGACCAAGAAGUGAGACCUGUACAGGAAGGUGUAACAGACUACAGGCUUCCUUCAACUCCUGUUGUUAGAUGCUGGCUUGUACCAUUCCACAUUGUGAUGGAGGGGAGCAUUUCUAAUUUCACUGUUGCUCAGCUUUAAUCAAAACUACCCACACUAUUUGUAACAUUACAUGUGAACAAAUGAUAAACUAUCAUAAAAUUAUUCUAUGCAAUACCUAUUCAUUUAAAAAAAAUUUACACCCACCUUAACCUUUGCAUGUAUUUGCCAACAUAAGAAAUGCAUAUGGUUAGAAUCUGGAACUAUUUUGUUAGUCUUGUUAGACUAACUUUAGCCUUUGCUUUAGGAAGUAUUUCUCAAUCAUGUAAUCAACAGCAUAAGAAAGGCAUACGGUUAGAAUCUGGAACUAUUCUGUUAGUCUUGUUGUUUGGCCUUUGCUUUGGAAAGUAUUUCUUAACAUUUUCCAUUUUCAAAACGAAUAUGAUUGUAACCAUAAAUAUCACUAAAUGAAUGUUUCUGAAAGUUAUACCUCUUGUGAUGGAACAAACCUUUGACAAUAUAUAUAUAUAUACUGUAUUCACACAAACUAUAUAUAUAUAUAUAUAUAUAUUAGGGCUGUCGAUUUAACGCGUUAAUUCAGUGCAAUUAAUUUGACAAAAAAUAACCCAAUUAAUCACACUAUAAUAAGGAAGAUUCCUGAGAAAUGCAAGCUUGUAGUACCACCUGUUUACUCCAGAGGGCAGUAAGUGAAAUUUCAGCUGUAUGAGCAACGUGCAGUUUAUACAGUGAAGAAAACACUUCAGUAGGAAGAACAACACAAACAUACGUUACAUUCUUGCGUUCAAAACACUUGAAGGAGCACAAAUGCGAACUAAGGGAUCUUAAGAUGUGUUUAAAGAUUGAGUAUUAAACUAUAUUUAACUUGAAACAGUGAACUAAACAUUUUAUGUUUAUGACACAAUGCACCCAAGACGCUACACAAGCAUGUCUGACGCAGGUGUAAAUUGACAGGCUCUUAAACAAGCCCUCAUAAUAAAUCUCAAACUGAUUGACAAAUUCACUUGUGAAAUGGAUUGCUGUGAACUGUAUACCAAUGAUUGACUUAUGAUCAAUAAUAUGGUAGUGAACAAUAUUGUAUUCUAAAGUCACUUUUUGUAAUGUCUUAUCAAUGAUGAACUCUUCUGCUA